AUGUUUAAUGUAUAUUAUCGUGUGAUGAAUUUAUUAACAGUAAAUAUAAUAAAUAAUGAUCGAAAUUCAAGUUUAUUAUCAAAUACUAUAAAUUAUUAUAAAUGUUGUCGAAUUCAAGAAGACGUUUUAUUUGAUUCAGUUAAUGAAAGAGAUUAUUUUAUUUUAUUUCCUACAUGUAAAAAAACCAUUGAAGAAAAUGAAAUAAUAAAAGAUCAAUGGAAUAGAAUUAGAACAUGUGGACCAAUAUUGAGAUCUAUUAUAUUUUCUAUUCGAUUUGUUUUAAUAUUAGAUUUCAUAUUAACACUUAUUAUUAUGAUUAUAAGUAUAAAUUAUAUAUGGGAAGAUACUGAUAAAUGGAAUGAUAAUACUCAAUCAAAGCUAUUAAUAACUGAUAAUAUUAAUUAUAAAGUUAAAUAA
Molecule: messenger RNA, 417 nt
Organism: Rotaria sp. Silwood2
Lineage: Eukaryota; Metazoa; Rotifera; Eurotatoria; Philodinida; Philodinidae
Source: the annotation of a GenBank genome assembly